Messenger RNA from Durusdinium trenchii, 3789 nucleotides. Lineage: Eukaryota; Dinophyceae; Suessiales; Symbiodiniaceae. The record is from the annotation of a GenBank genome assembly.
AUGGACAUGGAAGGUGCUUUGGUUGGAGAUCUGGAAGAGGUCAAGGUGAAGGAAGACCCCUGGAAGGAUUUCAAACUUCCAUACUCUGUGGCAACUCUGGAAGACUACCAUCUCAGAGCUUACUUUACUGACCAUGACACUGUUGAAUGGCUGUGGUCAAGGAUCCAUGACACCUGCAAGAUCCAAACUUCACCUGGCAAAAUGCUUGCCACCAACACAGAGUCCAUUUACCAAGACAUGGACAAGUUGCUGGUGCCCAGGGAAGAAUUCCACUACAGGGGUGACAAGUUUGUGCCUGACCAAAAAACACCAUGGAAGCAGCAUACAGUGGAAUCAAGAGGGUUCUUUGCCCUUGGCCUGUGGCUGCUCAAAAACAGAAGCCUGAAGGCAACAGCAAAGACUAAGUGCUUGGAAAUGCUUUUGGGUGUCCUUCAGCUGUGCCUGGGCAUUGCCACUGGGCCAAUAUUGGCAAUGAUGAUUGACCCUUCAGGAGCCUUACAACAAAGUGAGCUUCACUUUGAAAGCACAGGUGUGUGCAGAGAUGGCUGGGCUAACUUACUAGCCCACAGCCAAGGGGCCAGGGAAGAGUGGGGAAGGCUCAGCAAAAGCUUGUGGAUGGGGUACUGCUUGACCUCCACAAUAGAAGCUGCAACCUUCAAGGACAUUUGCUUCUUCCUGAUGUGGCUGUAUUGCCACCCAAAGGCCACUGCAAGAGGGCAAAACUUGUUCAGGUCUUUGGCUUUGCAGACUUUGCCAUCUUUGAUCAACAAAGCUGGUGCCUGGCUCUCAAGCUUGGCAGUAGAACUGUCCAAGAAGGAGCUAUCAGUGCUUCCAAUGCUAAAGACAAAGACUGGGCAAUGCAGGAGAGUUGCAGACCCUGUGAACAGGAUGAUUUUGAUGCAGAGACUCAGGAAAGAGAAACUGCACAGAAGAAAGAUUGCAGCAACACACCAAGAUGUCAACCUGGGCAACUCCAGACUUUUGCAAUAUGAGGCCUUUUUAGAUUGCUUCCUCCAUGGAGAGGCUUUGGCCAGCACCUUUGCAGGAGAGAGGCAAGUGUGUGUGGCUUGGGACCCAUCCUCUUAUGGUGGCAAAGAAGUGAUGGUGGCAGCAAUUUACAGCACAAACCUGGACAAGGCUGCAUGGCUGCUUAACCAGCAAAUGGGCCAAGUGAUGCUUUCAGAGCUACAUGAAAGCCUUCUACCUAUGGCAAGGCAGUCAAAGCUGGACAGAAUCACAGGAUACAAUGAGCUGAGGGCACUUUCAGCUGCAUUGAGAGGAGCUGGUUUGACUUUGAUGAACUUCCAGGUGCCCACAGGACUGAUAGUCAGACCACUCCAAGCUCAUGAAUGUAGAGUUAAGAGUGAAUCUGGUGAAUGGUUCAUAUAUGACCUCCACACACAAACAGCAGCACCAGAAAAGCCUGCCAACCUGCAGCUUGGCAAGGUGCCAGUUCUGUGCAGUAUCAGUGACCAAGGGCCAAUCAACACAGCAGCCCUCAACUUUGCACAGUACAGCCCAGCAGCCCUCAUGCUGCAUGCACAAUACGACCCCUUCCAUAGGGCCUGGAAUGACCUGAAGACAGCCUUCAAAAAGACUUCCAGUACCUGCAAAGCCUGGAGGGUCGUAUUGCAGCUGACAAUAGUGGCCAAUGUCAGCUAUGGGCCAUUUGGCAGCUCUCAGUGGCACUACAAGAAGCUGGCAAAGAUGGAGGAAUUUUUUGCCACUAGAAGCAUCAUGUCCACUUCCUGGAAGAAAUACCAGCAUCUCAUCUGCCAGGAGAUGAGGCAGCUGGAGCCUGAAUCCAGGGAGGAUGCAGAGGCCCUAUUCCAGUCCAUGAAGAACCUCCCAAGCUUCACCAAGAAAGGCCCACUGGUGAAGCUCAUGAGAUGGUUUAGCUUCUUCGAGAGUAUGGCUUUCCUCGCUGGCCAAUUCUGGGUCAACAAGAUGAUUUUCCAGGAAAACUUAGCAGACAACCCAGAAAAAGAGGAGGCUGAAGAUUUUGUACUGCCAGAAGAAGAAAAGGACCCUGCCAAGGAACUGCAGGAGCUGAAGAAGAAGCAGGGUUCCUGGACACUGGCCCCAAAGCUGAUCACUGAGAAGAGCCUGUGUGUCAAGGAUUGCAUUAUGGCAAUCGGCAAGGCCACAUGGAAGAGCCAUGCUUCCAGGGCAAGGUCUCUCACAUCAACCUUGCAAGUAUGCCAAUACAAUGUGUCCUGUGCAGCCUCUUCAUUCUGGGCUGCAGAGCUGGAGGAAAUUGUGGAGGCAUCCCUUUGGGAUGAAAAGGGCUUGAAGCACCUGUUGCCACAAUGGAGGUGCCAUGAGGAAGCUAUUGCCUUCCAUGAAGAUCUGUUUGGCAAAGUGCUUGAAGCCAGGGCCACAUCUCUAGUUGCAUUUCACUGCAUUCCUCCUCACACCUACCAUCACUCAGUGUCUCAGGACAUGCAGGUGGCCAGGGCAGCCUUCCAGAAGGCCAGAAAGGAGUGGGAGAUGCUCCAGGAAAUUGAGUCAGCAGCUGCCCAUGGUGCAGUGAUAGAGCCCCUUUCCAAAAUGCAUUGGAGAUUCUCGCCCUUUGUCAGAACUCUGCUGCUGGCCUAUGAGGAAGACCUUGCUUUUGGGAGGCUGGGUGGUGACAGCCAGGCCAAGAGGCUCCAGCUCUUGAUUUGCAAGACCCUUGGCGAUAGCAGAUUGGUGGAGAUGGCCCACCAGACUGCAAAGGACAUUCUAAGGGCCAAGAAAGACAACACCUUUGCCAACACAGCCAUCAUGAGCAAAGUGCUCAGCAGCCAGGUCCUGGAGAAAAGAAAGUUGGCCACUGUUACCUUUCGCAUGGAGCCCAACAGGAUGAACUUGGUGUGGGAACACAUCCUUGACUUGGAAGAUUGGGCCUACAUCCCCACUGAGAUGAUGCUGCUGACAGAAGGAAAAGGCCCAAUUGUCUUCAAGAAAACAGAUGAAGCAAUGCCACUGCAACAUGCAAUUUGCUUUUUUGGCCUCCCUUUGACAGUGGCACAGAUCAGGAGAUUGAUUUUGCUUUUGGGAGGGCCACAUUUGCCAGGGAUGCCCAGCAGGCAGCAUGUGGAGGAGACACUGUUUCAGACUAUAUUCUCUGAUGAGGCGCUGCCAGAAGUGAGGGCCAAAGUCGAACAAUUUGCAAAGGCUGGCAUCGAUCAGGAUGACAUUGACUCUGAGCUGUCAGAGAUCUUGUCAGAGCUAGACCAAGAAGAUGGAAACAAGCAAGAUCUCAAAGAUCUGAAGACAAAAAGAAAGCAACAAAGGGCAGCCAAAAGAUUCAAAGCAGAGAGGGAGGCUGCACAGAAGUCUCCUGAGACAGCAGAAGCAAAGGCUGCACAGGCAGAGGAGGCACCUGAAGCUGGCCCAUCCUCUGGAUCAGGCAUCAGGCGACCUUGGGCUUCUGCCCCAAAAGUGUACAAAUCUCCAGAGGAGGUUCUCAGCAAGCUAAGCCCACCAGGGUGUGUAAUGGGGCUGAGCUACAUGGACCACAGGUUCACCUCAAGGUACCCUGUUGACAGUGCUGCAUUGGAAGGCCUGGCAUAUGCCAAGAAGACCAUGACUGCUUCUUUUGCACAAAAGAGAUCUUGGGAAGAUGCUCUCAGGCUUGUUCACAGACAUUGCUGGGAGAAGUGGGGCAUCAUCAGAGCAGACUUUCCAUUGCAAGCUGGUGAAGUGGAGCAGACACCUGGGCACAUACCCCCAGACAUCAUCGAAGCCCUAACAGGUAUCAUCAAGACACUACCUGAGGUGAAGAGGUAUUAUCCUACUAAGUAA